CGAUGCGUGCGCGGCACCGCGCCCCGGCCAACAACCCGCCCUACCCCCGCUGCCGCUUUUCCUCCCCGUUCCCGCGGGGACCAUGAUCGGUGUGUGCCGCGGCCCGGGCGGCAGCUGGGGACAUGAGAAAGGACAUCGAUUUGAUUGACAUCCUGUGGAGACAGGAUAUUGAUCUCGGCGCUGGGCGAGAGAUUUUUGACUACAGCCACCGGCAGAAACCCGAGAGCGAAGUGGACAAAGAGCGGAGCGAUGGGAGGGAGCGCGGGGACGGCUGGAGGAGCCAGGGCUUGGACAGGGACCUCCUAGUUGAUGGAGAGACCGGGGAGAGUUUCCCUGCGCAGGUGCCCGGUGCGGAGGAUCAGACAGCCCUGUCCCUGGAGGAGUGCCUUAGGCUGCUGGAGGCCACCUUCCCUUUCGGGGAGAAUUCAGAGUUUCCAGCUGCGGAUGUCUCCACCCUGAGCCAAGCUGUGCCCAGCGAGAGCAGGGCCACCCCUGGCCAGCCCAGCCUGCUCUCUCCUCUCCUCCCCGAGACCGAGUCGCCCUUCGAUCUGGAGCAGCAGUGGCAGGACCUCAUGUCCAUCAUGGAAAUGCAGGCCAUGGAAGUGAACAACACGACGGCAGAAACCCUGUACAACAGCACGAGCAGGGACCUGCUGACCUCCAACUACAGCCUGGCUCCCACCACCCCCAUCAAUCAGAACGUCAGCCUGCAUCAGGCCUCGCUGGGGAGCUGCUCCCAGGACUUCUCCCUCUUCAGCUCAGACAUCGAAAGCCCUUCCAUGGCCAGCAGCUCAGCUCUGCUCCAGCUGACGCCGGACAACUCCACUGGCCUCAACACCACCUUUGGCUCCACCAACUUGAGUGGCAUCUUCUUCCCUCCGCAGCUGAACAGCACAGUCAACGAGACAGCUGGCCCCGAGCUGCCAGACCCGCUGGGCGGUCUUCUGGACGAAGCCAUGCUCGAUGAGAUCAGCUUGAUGGACUUGGCCAUCGAAGAAGGUUUCAACCCGGUGCAGGCCUCGCAGCUGGAAGAGGAGUUUGAUUCCGACUCAGGUCUUUCUCUGGAUUCUGGCCACAGUCCUGCUUCUCUGAGCAGCUCGGAAGCCUCCUCCUCUUCCUCCUCGUCCUCCUCGUCCUCUUCCUCCUCCUCGUUUUCUGAGGAAGGAGCUGUGGGCUACAGCUCAGACUCGGAAAACGUGGACUUUGAAGAAGCAGAGGGGGCAGUUGGCUACCAGCCCGAGUACAGCAAGUUCUGCCGCAUGAGCUACCAGGACCCCUCACAGCUGCACUACCUGCCUUACCUGGAGCACGUUGGCCACAACCACACCUACAACAUGGCGCCGGGAGCCCUGGAUCCCGAGGAGCCCAAACUUCCCAGCGCGGGGAAAAAGAGCGGCAAGGAGAAACCGUCGGAAUUCCUGGACAAACAGAUGAGCCGGGACGAGCAUCGAGCCAGGGCCAUGAAAAUCCCUUUCACCAACGACAAGAUCAUCAACCUGCCCGUGGAGGAGUUCAACGAGCUCCUCUCCAAGUACCAGCUCAGCGAGGCUCAGCUCAGCCUGAUCCGCGACAUCCGGAGGCGUGGGAAGAACAAGAUGGCUGCCCAGAACUGCCGCAAGAGGAAACUGGACACCAUCCUCAACCUGGAACGGGACGUGGAGGAUCUCCAGCGGGACAAGUCCAAACUGCUCAGGGAGAAGGUGGAAUUCCUCAAAUCCAUCCGCCAGAUGAAGCAAAAAGUGCAGAACCUGUACCAAGAAGUGUUCGGCCGCCUGCGGGAUGAGAACGGGCAGCCCUACCCCCCCAGCCAGUACGCCCUGCAAUACGGGAGCGACGGGAGUGUCCUCUUGAUACCUCGGGCUGUGGCCGAUCAGCAGGCCCGGAGGCAGGAGAGGAAACAGAAGGAUCGGAGGAAGUGAAGGGAUGGAGAGGUGGGAGGAGCUGGGACACUCCCUCAAGUGAGAACUGGAGAAAGGGCAGAGCCGGGAAGUACUUUUCAGAGGAACUUUCAUGCCUUCUUAUCCGAUAAUAGCUUCUCAAAAAAAAACCACGAACAGAACAAACAAAAAAAAACAAACAAAAAAAACAAAAACACACACAAAAAAGUGAAACGACCACCACGAAACAAAACAAAACUGCUGCCGGUCAGUGUGUGUGUGUGUGUGUGUGUGUGUGGGAGAGACAGGGGGGGCUCGGGGGCUCCCCGCGGGGAGGGGUGGGAGGAGCCCACCCUGCACUGCCCAGCCCGGCACUUCCCACCGCCUGGAAUCCUCGGGAGAGCAGGAAAGGAGCUGGUGUCGCUGGGGGUGAGAUGGGCAGAGGUGGAGAAACAAACAAAAAAAACUACUGUUAGGAACUGGCUUUAAAUAUAAGAAAAAAAGAGGUUUAAGCAAAUGAACUUAAAAACAAGUUAUAGGAGAGACAUUUUUCUGAACUUCCAAAGUUCUGUGAUUUCAGGUAGUUGGUUUAUUAUUAUUAUUUUUUUUUCCCCUUCCAUUUUAUUUUUUGUUGUAUCGUUUUUGUUUUGUUGUUGUUUCUUAUUUUUUACCUGACCCAGUUUUGCCAUCGGUGUGUGUGAUUCGAUCUGACUUAAUUCCAGAUUAACCAACAUCCCUUCCUAGAUCAGCCCAGUGCACACAUGGGAAACACAAGUGGUGCGACUUCCAUUAACCCUUUCCAGGCUCCAGGAAGCUCAGAGGCAGAACCAGGAGGAAAAACUGUACGUCUGGAAGAGGCUGUGACACCUUGGGGGCUGGCUCUGGGGUGGGGGGGGCAGGGGAGGGCACGUAGGUGGGUUUAUUUUUUUUUUGAGGUGGGGAGGGUGUUUGUGUGGAACUGGAGAGGGUGAAGAGAGCCCAAGGUUCAUGCAACGUGUUCCCCCCAUCCCCUCCUCUCCCACCACCACGCUCAGAUGUCCCUGCCGUGCUGGGAGGUCAGCACACACAGCAGCCUGCAUGGAAAUGCUAUUUCUCCCCCCCAAAAAAACUGCUCGUGGAGGGGGUAGUUGGACCCCACACCCCCUCAGGUCUUCAUACAGCACAAGAGGAGCAGGGAAGUUGGGAGGGGGGGGGGGAAGUUUCCCCACCCCAAGCCCUGAGCUGGUCACCUAUAACUGGUAGGAUUCCUGUUCCUUACCCACACUUGGGAUGAUGAUUUUUUUUGAGGGCUUCAGCCCCUGGUUGGUUGGUUUGUUUGUGUUGUUGGGUUUGUUGUUUUAAUUUCCCCCCCCCACCCCCAUAGGGUCUAGAGUGCUUGUGUUGAGUAAAAAAACAAAAAAAACAACAAAAAAAAAGGGAGAAGCCCAAAACGUUCAAAGCUGCUAAAUGUUCUCUUUGCCAUAAAAGAUUCCGUGUAACCGUGUGAUCACAUUAUAGGAUUCUCUUCUGUCCCCAGGUGUUGGUCUGACUUCCUUUGUUUUCAGGAGGGGGGUGGGGGUAGUGCCUUGAUCACUGUCUGGUCUCCGCCACCACGGAGACCAUCCUAGAAGCUGUAUUUACAAUAUAGCACAGCUGGGAGUGUAACUGACUUUACCAGCAACUGAAAAAAAAAACACAAACAAAACAAACGAAAAAAAAAAAAAAAGGAAAAAAAAAAAAAGCUUAAAAAAGAAAACAAAACAAAAAAAAAGUCACAGUCCUGUGCAUGUGAUACAGGGAGAGAGGGUGGAGGGAAGAUUGGGGGGUGGUGACUCAAGGGAUGGAAAGCCCAGGAGGGAGACCUGGAGAGGGACGAUGUCCAGCUGUGGGAAUGGUUUGGUUUUUUUUCCCAGGCUCUGGGAAAAGCAGUUGGAUCUUGGGGCAUUCGGGGCCUUUGCUGGGGGCCUGAGUGGCAUGAGAUGCUGGAGGGGCUGAGACCCCAGUGGGCCCCCCCAGCCCUGGCUCCUGAGGGUCGAGGCUGCACUUAGAGAUGAGCUGAAGCACAAGUGGUGGAGAUGGUGGGUGUGGGGGAGGUGGGAAGGGAGCCCUGCGUGUAUGUUUUAAAUUAUUAUUUUUUUUUUUCCUCUUAGAAACUUUUACUUUUAAUGAUCUGUGACCUGUCAGGGAAAGAAGAGAGAUUGUGUGAGCACAGGACAAAAAUAAAACGGCUUAUUCACUGUA
Apus apus (common swift) is the source of this 4097-nucleotide messenger RNA. RefSeq names its product NFE2 like bZIP transcription factor 1 (gene NFE2L1). The transcript has 5 exons. The record is from RefSeq and is a predicted model, not a curated record. Gene Ontology annotation, molecular function: DNA-binding transcription factor activity, RNA polymerase II-specific; RNA polymerase II cis-regulatory region sequence-specific DNA binding. The coding region runs from base 123 to 1919 and encodes 598 amino acids. Gene Ontology annotation, biological process: regulation of transcription by RNA polymerase II. Gene Ontology annotation, cellular component: nucleus. NCBI's taxonomy places the organism in Eukaryota, Metazoa, Chordata, Aves, Apodiformes, Apodidae.